Daphnia pulicaria is the source of this 6492-nucleotide messenger RNA. Its product is annotated as telomerase-binding protein EST1A-like. Gene Ontology annotation, biological process: nuclear-transcribed mRNA catabolic process, nonsense-mediated decay. Gene Ontology annotation, molecular function: telomerase RNA binding; protein binding; telomeric repeat DNA binding. Gene Ontology annotation, cellular component: telomerase holoenzyme complex. Lineage: Eukaryota; Metazoa; Arthropoda; Branchiopoda; Diplostraca; Daphniidae. Bases 133 to 5601 code for a protein of 1822 amino acids. The record is from RefSeq and is a predicted model, not a curated record. The transcript has 22 exons.
CAGCAGACAAAAGGCAAAUGCCACAUAUUUGUGGUGAACCAAUUCAACUUCACGUUGCCUAGACAAGUCCCUUUGUGUUUGAGACGAUUGGUUUUACAAGGCACGAUUGUUUUAAUGUCUUGACUUUCAUCAAUGAAUGCUGAUAUUGACCAUUCGCGUUCGUCGCGAAGACCAAGGCCUGAAGUUGCUGUUUACCGUCCUGGAUCAGGACCUCUGAAAAAGUCAAGCAGCAAUGUUGAAAACAUACAGCCAGGCAGCAGCCUGCAAGGCACUGGAAGAGCAGACAUUGACACUGGUCUUGAGUCACAUUUUAGGAAUGUCAAUUUAAAUGAUGAGAGCAACAAAUCUAAAGAUCGGGGUGGUGAGGUUCACACUCAAGAAUCCAAAACGAGAAGGACCAACAACCAGAGACAAGAUAGAAAUGCUGAUAAGCAGCGAACAGAAAAUCACCACCAACAGCACACCAACAAAAAGAAAGACGAAUUCAAGGAACCCCCUGUCCGGAGUAAUCAAGGGAAGAGGCAGCUGUACUACCAAGACAAUGUGGAUACAGGAUCAAAUCAAGAUCUUCGACAGCUUCUUCUAGAGAAACGGCAGCAGAGAAGCAAUGAAUCCCCAGCAACUGGUCACCACGAGAGCAGUCCAACUCCUAAUCAGCCCUCAAAUGGCAAACAGAAGAAUGACAACCGUCAAGAAAGACAGCCAGUCAAGCCAAAAGAAGAAGCGAGGGCAAGCCAGCCUAGCGACCCUUUCCCACCGAAUAACGUUUCAAAAUCUGCAUCCAUUGAUUCGUCCCUGCUCUCAAGGCAGAGUGAUAAAAGAAGUUCAGGCAGACGCCGAAACGAUCGCAAACCUCGAGUGGAGAAUUCGUUUUCCGAAGGACACCUUGCUUCUUUAACUAACAACAAUUCUUCAGCAGCAGCUACGAAACCGCCCUCAUCCAAAACGUUUGAAGAGAAGACGGCUACGAGUGGUAGUUGGAACGAUUCAGAGAGAAGCAAGAACAAUAGUAAAGACAAACGAGACGGAAGUGGACGCAGUGGCAGCGGUAGGAAGAAACGAAACAAUCGCGGUCCUGGAGGCAGUCGACGGGGAUCUUUUUCUAGUGAAGCUGGAACCCCGGUUCCCGAUCGUGAUGUCAGAGGCACAAGUAGCACUUCCAGACCAGACGAUUACAACUAUUACCAGUCGACUACGCCAACUCGGUUCGUUCUUCUGGUGGACGAGGAUAAACUAACGAAGAGAGUUGGAGGAAGUGGUGGAUACUACCAGGCCACUGGUUCCAGUCGCAGCCGCCACACUUCCAGCCCUCAGAGCAGCAACAGCAGGAACGGGAUGAUUGCAGAGGAGAAUCCCGUUGCCAACGCAGUCUCUCCAACGAGCACUUCACGUCGCCCGCCAUCGAUCACCUCGCCGUCGCCAUCACCGUCACCUGGUUAUCGUCAGAGUUCAGAACCGCCCGGCAACCCUAAAUUCCAAGGCCAAGCGCAGAAGAAUUCCGGGCGAGACCAGAGAAGGGAAGGACUCUUUGAUGAGAGAUCUCAGGACUCUUACCGGUCCGACGGGAGACCCCCAUCCGGCCGUGGUGGAUACUCUAAGAACGAACGCCCUUCGCUGCCCAACAAAUACGAUUCGCUUCCACCUCGUUUCAAGAAGAAAUACGAAGAGGAUCGCAUGCAUCAAUCGCAACCUGAUCGGGUUCCUCAAACGGCCGUCCAUCCGAGUCCAGUCGAAACCGAAUGGGAUGGCGGUUCUUGUACUUUUGUCAACAUUUCCGGAGCCCCGGCAGUUCGGCCAUCGUUGCCUCAUCCUUUCCCGCAAUCCUCGUCUCAUGUCUCCAGCAUCCGGCCGCAACAUCCACCGCAACAACAUCAUCGACCAGGGUCUGGUGGAGGUGGCAAACCGAUCCGAGGCCAAGGGCGACACCAGCAAGCAACAGGAUUCGCUGCCAAAGCAAUGCCACUGUCUGAUCAGGCGGAAGAUUCCGAUCCUGUUCAUGUUCCUGUACGACCUCGCAGUCAAGAUUCCAUGUCGUUCUCCGAUCGGGAACGCAAAACGUCGGUGACGGACUCUAGGAGCUCGACGCCGUUGUCCAACGUCGACAGCAGUUCCGGCUUGCAGUCCCACCUGCGAGGCACUCUGCGACGACUGGAGGAAGUGACGGCCACUCAGACGUCGCUGGAUUGGAGUGAAGAAAUGGAAGAAGAAGACAAGAGAAGCCUAGCAGGAUUCCGACAAGCUCCACCGGCCAAACUUCCGGAUAAAACUCCGGAGAUCGUCUUCGCCUGUACGGAUAUUCGUUACAAGAAUAAACCCAUUCAAGGAUACAUCGUCCUCCCAAUAGCAGCUUCUUCCACCAACGGAGUGGAUGUUGACCGACAGACUGGACCUACGCCUCCACCGAUGACUGGGCGACCUCUCCUGGGCCAGGGUCGUAGGCAGGAAACGGGUAAGAGCGGACCACCGCGAAUGUCCGUUCCAGGGUUGAUCCAGCUGCCAAUUGGACCUCCUCCGUCGAUGGAACAAUCGCGCCUUUCCUCUUCUCCCAGGCGAAGUGAUUUCCAAGCUCCUUCGGCCUCCUCGUACGACAGAUCGUCCAUUCCUCGUCAGCAGGAUCAUAAUCGUGGAGCCGGUGACGUGGCCAAUCGUUCCUAUCCUCGCAAAACUGGCCCAGUACAGCAGCGCACCCUGUUCGAUCCUGCCAAUCCACACAAGCCGAUUGUGGUGGCCACCAGAGCCGAUGACGGACCCAAUAGCCAACAAUCGACUGCCGCAUCGUCGCUAGGUUGCCCGGAAAUGACUUUCCUGACUCUUCCGGCUGAUCAAAGCAACGUCAAUUCUUCUGCAAGGCCAGCGUGGUACGACCCACAGUCUGAAAAUUUCCGGAGCAGCAAAAGUCAUCCGCACCUCCUUAUGGACAUGGCCCGUUGCGACAUGGAGUUGUCGUGGUUGCUUCACGGUCAAGGUCUCCACCAGCGGUUCGGCCGCAUCCAGAUGAACAGGAAAUUCUUCCAGAACAGCUUGCGGAUCAUGUUGGCCAACGAUUUGCGCUUCUGCGCUAUGGAGAACGUUGAGCAGCACAUGUGGAAGGUGGCAUUCCACAAUGUCAUUGAAGCAUUGCGCAAGGCCACGGCCGAAGAACCCGAAGCCAAAGAGGAAUACAGGUCACUCCUGUUCAACGUCAUUGACGAGGGAACCGCCUAUUUCGAGAUGCUGUUGGAGACGCUGCAAGAGUCGCACAAAUUCAACUUGGAAACGUACCUCGAGCCGCAGCCUUACCCUUUGCUCUCGGGACUGGGCUACGUUGGCCUGGCCAUCAUCUCGUGUCAAAAGAUCCUCAUCUUCCUCGGCGAUUUAGCCCGUUAUCGUGAAAUGACGUCCGAAACUUCCAACUACGGCAAAGCCAAAAGUUGGUAUACUAAAGCUAAUUUGACUAACCCGAAAAACGGCCGACCGUACAACCAACUGGCCAUUUUGGCACUCUACGCGAGACGCAAGCUGGAUGCUGUUUACCUUUACAUGCGCAGUUUAAUGGCCUCCAAUCCUUUCCAAUCGGCCAGGGAGAGCCUCGUCUCCCUAUUCGACGAGAAUCGUAAAAAGUACGAACAACAGGAGCGUAAACGGCGUGAAGCCAAGGAGGCCAGCAGCCACCGCCGCAAAGAGUCUGCAGCUUCUUCUUCUUUAUCGUCGGGCGUUGUUUCCGACGCUGCCAAAAUCGACCGUCUGGAAUUGAGACGAGAAAUUUGGAUCCAUCCGCUGGAUGGGCGCCGUACCCGCCGGACCACCAGCACCGGCACCAACGGUGCCUCCGACUCUAAUGGCCUCAACAGCGACGACGAAGAGCUGGCCCAGCUGCCCAGCAUCGAGGUCAACAAGAGAUUCGUCACCAGUUACCUGAACGUCCAGGGCAAAUUGUACACAAAGAUCGGGAUGGAAACGUUUCAAGAGUGCGGAGUCCAAAUGCUGCGCGAAUUCCGGGCCCUCCUCCAGCAGACGCCGUUGCCCGUCAACCAAACCCGUUUGCUGCAAUUAUUGGCGCUCAACAUGUUCGCCGUAUCCAACACUCAACUCAAAGAUGCCCGGAUGGCUGGCGGGUGUCGUUCGGCCUGGCAGGAAUGCGCCCUGGUCGUUUCCCUGGAAAUGUUCAACAUCCUGCUGGAACGUUGCAACGCCAUGCUCAAGGAGCAGCUGGAAACGGGGAGCCACAGUAACAACAACCCCGGAGGAACGACAAGCCUGGCCAGUAGUCGACUGGUGGGCGAGGACCUACAAAUCAUCUUACCGGCCAUUAAGGUGUGGUGCGAUUGGCUUCUGUGCCACAGUUCCGUCUGGAAUCCACCGCCCACCUCCCGUGACUACCACGUCGGACCGCCUGGAACACCCUGGACACGUUUGGCCACGUUGAUUAACCUUUUGAGUCGCUUCGACACGCGUCAAGUCGAAAUAAGCAAGAACCAACUGGAAGGUUACGAAGCUGUCAAACUGCCCGAAGAUGUCACUCUUUGCGGUUUCACGCCGCUGAUGCUCAACAUCCAAGAGCCGCGCUACACGCCGAAAUCAUCCGACAUGGAUGGAAGGGAUCGUCGCCAGCAAAUGGAUAUGGCGGCCGAUUGCGUGCGGAUUGAACGGAUGCUCUACUUCGGACGCGACUUUCUCUGCGGCCUCGACCCGCCCGUCCUCAAGCUCAAGUUCUCCGGCCCGUCGCUGUCCGAAUACGUUUCCGUCGUCGACUCUUCUUCGUCCGCUUCCUCAUGUUCCUCCUCCGCCAAAAACGGACCACCUCAUCUACUCAAGAAUGAUGCGGCCGAGGACGAAGAUGAUUACGAGGAAGGUCUGGUCGGCGAACUGGAACUGGAGGAGGAAGUGAUGGGCGACGAGGAGCGGGCAGAAGACGACGACGAUGUUGUCGUGGAGCAGGGCGGCGGUGGCCAUCACGAGCUCCAGCCGACCGAUGAUCUGCAACAAUUGAGGCAGCGCAAGGACGAAUUGACUCAGAAACACCUGGACCAGCAACAUCGAAAGCAACAGCUCAAGGCGAUCCUACGCGAGCGAGUCCAAGUGGAAUUGGAGGUGAGACCAAAGUACCUGGUGGCCGACACCAACUGCUACAUUGAUCACCUCAACGCCUUGGUCCGUCUGGCUCGCGAAAAACAUUACACGAUCGUCGCCCCACUUGUCGUGUUGAAUGAACUGGACGGGCUGUGCCGGUCGAGGUUGGCCGUCGAAUCGCGGGCGGCGUUGGAUUUCCUGCGCGAGAGGAACCCGCAGAUCCGCUACGUCACCUCCAAAGGUGCGCCGCUGCCCAACUUUGCCGCCUGCACCAUGAGCGAAGAGAACGACGACCAGGGUCUGACCAAUGAUGACCGCAUCCUCCAGUGUUGUCUAGGUCUCUUCAAGGACAGACUGGCCUCAUCCACCGCAGAGGAAGACACUUGCUCAGACGGAGUGAGGCGAUUGCGGCGCGAAGUCGUUCUACUCACGGACGACCGCAAUUUACGAGUCAAAGCGCUUUCGCGCGACGUGCCCGUCCGUGACCUGCCGGCCUUUCUCGCCUGGUCUUCAUCAGCUGCCGCUGCUUCUUCUUCUUCGUCGGUCAACUAGUGAGAAAUACGACAGAAAAAGAAGUCGAGUGAGAGAAACUACAAUACUACCUUUGAUUACACCCACCUCCAUUACAGUACUACCUUUUUUUCUUUUCUCCCGAUUUCUUCUAAUUAUAAUUCAACAAACUUUUUUUUUUUCAUUUUCAAAAUUAUCGAAUUCAAAAAAUGGCAGAUUUCGUGUUUGUGUAUGUCUUGUAAUUUGCUGAUUGAUUGAUCGAAUUUCAAUUCUUUUUUGGUUUCGUUUUUUUUUUCUCCCGUGUAAUACGUUGUACUUGUGUGUGUGUGUGUGUUGGAGCAAAUGGUGGGGGGGAGAGAAUUAUUACCGGCGACCUUGUGGGGAUCCUCUUGAAUCGUUUUCUCUUUAACUCGUCAUCCGCCACCCACACUUUGUUGGUUUAUUAUAUUCCCUCCUUUCAGCAGAAAACAAAAAGUUCUUUAAAAGUGACAAAUCUUUGAUGGUGACUGAUACAAUUUAUUGAAGGGGUGGACCACCCAACCACUCGCAGAUCAUCUAAAAAAACCUUCCCUCAGACCUCCUCCAGAUUGACAAAAACAUUUUAGUUGAAAUUUUCAUGUGCACGUUUCAAUGUUGGAUGGCCCACGCUGCCUCUACCAGUCUUCUUCAAACUUAACUCUAUGAAACACAUGUUGCUUUGAAACUCCCUUCCAUUUUGUAUUUCUUUUCCGAAUUCCAACCAUUACUUUUCCUCAUUUCCUUAUCUUCUAAAAGCCAGACGAUGAUUUCCUUUUUCUUUUUUAAAUUUCAUUUUCAUGUUGUGUCUCCUUUUGGUCUCAAAAAAACAAACAAAAAAUGUUGUGGACCCUCGAUUUUUUUUUUCCUUUUACAUCUGACACACGGUCUGCCCAAAUACACACAAACCAGAAACCA